UGACCUUACGGAUGCGAUGACCUGUUCAAAGUAUAUACUGAUAUAUACAAAGUGCAUAAUGUUUACACUUUGGCAUCAACAUUCCAUUUACAUUCCCAAAUUUAAAGGCAUAUAUGCUCAUCAAUAUUUGAUUCUUCAAUCUAACUCUAUCUUUGAUCAAUAAUUUUAUUAAUUCUCAAUCAAACUAUGGUUUGGCUUUGGGCCACUUCCAUGACAAUCUCUUCCAUCUUCUUCAUUUUCGUUCUCUUUUUCUUAAUCCUUCGGUUCUUCCGUAAAACCUCUGCACUUCAUAUUCUGAAACGCUGGUGGCUUUCGUUUGAAAGCCGUCUUCAUCUUCACCAAUCCUUCAAAAUUCCGCUCUACGAUCAUAAUUUCCGAGAAAAUCAGCUUUACCGUAAAAUUAUUACUUACCUUGAUUCAUUACCUUCCGUUCAGGACUCCGAUUUCACCAACCUCUUCUCCGGUGCCAAUCCCUCUGAUAUUUUCCUUCAUCUCGAUGCGAAUCAAACCGUUCACGAUACUUUCUUAGGAGCUAAGCUUUCUUGGACGAACAACACUGUUGCCGGCGACUCCGCUUCUGCGCUCGUUCUUAGAAUGAAAAAGAAAGAUAAGCGUAGGGUUUUUCAGCAGUACUUCCAGCAUAUUCUAUCUGUAGCAGACGAAAUUGAACAGCGAAGGAAGAAGGAUAUAAAACUGUUCAUGAAUUCCGGCUCCGGGGAAACAUAUAGGUGGCGUUCGGUUCCGUUUACUCAUCCGGCAAGCUUCGAAACGGUGGCGAUGGACGUAGAACUGAAAAACAAGGUUAAAACAGAUCUGGAUCAGUUUCUGAAAUCAAAGCAGUACUACAAUAGAUUAGGCCGCGUUUGGAAGAGGAGUUACCUUCUCUACGGUGCUUCCGGUACUGGAAAAUCUAGUUUCGUAGCUGCUAUGGCGAAGUUUCUCUGCUAUGACGUUUACGAUAUCGACGUUUCCAAGGUGGUGGACGGUUCCGAUUGGAAAACGCUGUUGAUGCAAACAACGCCGAAGUCAAUGAUCUUGAUCGAGGAUCUCGAUCGUUUAUUAGCGGGAAAAUCAACGGCUGUUAACUUAUCAAGUGUAUUGAACUUCAUGGAUGGGAUAAUGUCCUGUUGCGGUGAAGAGCGUGUGAUGGUGUUCACGAUGAAUGGUACAAAAGAUGAAGUUGAUCAAGCGGUGUUAAGACCUGGGAGAGUUGAUGUUCACAUACACUUCCCCUUAUGUGAUUUCUCCACCUUUAAGAUUCUAGCAAAUAGUUAUUUAGGGUUGAAGGAACACAAGCUUUUCCCUCAGGUGGAAGAGGUUUUUCAGACGGGUGCACGGCUCAGCCCGGCGGAAGUUGGUGAGAUUAUGAUAUCGAACCGGAAUUCGCCGAGCCGGGCCUUGAAAACCGUUAUAACCGCUAUGCAGGUGCAAUCCAACGGGCAGGGGCAGAGGUUGAGCAAUAGUGGGUCGGGUCGGAGCUCCGAUGAGGUUAGCGAUGCAAAUGGUGUGAUAUGUAGAGAGAGUGUUCAUACGGUGAGGGAGUUUCGGAAGUUGUAUGGGCUUUUGCGUUUGGGAAGUAGGAGGAAGGAGGAGUCUGGUUAUUCGGGUCCCAUAGAGAAAGAACCGCCGCGCAUAGAGGGUCGGGUCGGAUAAAAUGGGUCCGACUUUUAUUUUUUUUCUUGGAAAAAUGUAAAGUGGCUUGACAGUUACUAUUUGCUAGCUGCUACUAACAAUUAUUGCAGGUUUUUUUUUUUUUUUUGAUAAUUCACAUUACUUGUUGUAUGUACACAGGAAAAUAAUGGUUGGGCGGUUAGGUAGAUUAAACUAGAAUUCAUAUUGUUUGUUCUAUAUUCAACACCUGGUUUUAUUCUUUGAAUUCCAUUUUAGGGUUGAGAAUCUA
Lathyrus oleraceus (garden pea) is the source of this 1900-nucleotide messenger RNA. RefSeq names its product AAA-ATPase At2g46620. Gene Ontology annotation, molecular function: ATP hydrolysis activity; ATP binding. The transcript has a single exon. The coding region runs from base 187 to 1653 and encodes 488 amino acids. NCBI's taxonomy places the organism in Eukaryota, Viridiplantae, Streptophyta, Magnoliopsida, Fabales, Fabaceae. The record is from RefSeq and is a predicted model, not a curated record.